This is a messenger RNA of Anneissia japonica, 742 nucleotides long. RefSeq names its product cAMP-dependent protein kinase type II regulatory subunit-like. The record is from RefSeq and is a predicted model, not a curated record. Gene Ontology annotation, cellular component: cAMP-dependent protein kinase complex. Lineage: Eukaryota; Metazoa; Echinodermata; Crinoidea; Comatulida; Comatulidae. Gene Ontology annotation, molecular function: cAMP-dependent protein kinase regulator activity. Gene Ontology annotation, biological process: regulation of protein phosphorylation.
GAGAAAUAUUUUGUCAUGUGUUGCAAGGUUGUUCACCCCAAAUCAGACGAUCAGAGGAAUCGCUUACAAACAGCAGUAAAACACAUUCUCAUCUUCAGAGCAUUAGAUGAGCAACAAAUGCAAGAUGUAUUGGAUGCCAUGUUUGAACGAAAAACUUCACCUGGUGACCACGUAAUAGACCAAGGCGAUGAUGGCGACAACUUCUAUGUUAUAGAUGAGGGUCAAUUUGACAUAUUUGUGAAUGACAACAAAGUUGGAAGUUAUGAUAAUAAAGGCAGUUUUGGUGAGCUAGCCUUGAUGUACAACACACCUAGGGCAGCAACCAUUGUGGCUACAUCAGAUGGAACGAUAUGGGCAUUAGAUAGAACUUCAUUCAGAAGAAUUGUGCUGAAAAAUGCUGCUAAGAAGCGCAAAAUGUAUGAAGCAUUACUGGAAAAUGUCCCAAUGCUUAAAUCUCUUGAAAGUUAUGAGAGGAUGAAUCUAGCUGAUGCUCUCGUUACAAAACAGUACUCAGAUGGAGACUGUAUUAUUAAGCAGGUAAGACUAAAUGAAUUAAUGAAUAAAUUAAAAUACUUAUUAAUUGGUUGCUAAUUAUCAAUGACUUGUUUUCAUUAGGAUGAUCCUACACAAGAACAAGAGAUAGCAGUAUAUCAGAAGGGACAGUAUUUUGGAGAAUUAGCUUUGGUGACUAAUAAACCUCGGGCAGCAUCAAUCUAUGCAGUGGGAACUGUUAAAUGUGCAU